This is a messenger RNA of Equus caballus (horse), 828 nucleotides long. Lineage: Eukaryota; Metazoa; Chordata; Mammalia; Perissodactyla; Equidae. The record is from RefSeq and is a predicted model, not a curated record.
AUGAGAUGUCAUAUAAAACAGGAGAUCUUUUCAAAGUCUUUGCAAAGUACAGGCAAAUUCAAUGAAGACCACUGGUCCUGUUGUGGAGUAAACUGUUAUUAUUUUACCAGUGAAAAUGAAAACUGGAUGGGAUGUAAAGAGACUUGCGAAAGUUACAAUUUAUCUCUUUUGAAGAUAGAUGAUGAAGAUAAACUGAACUUUGUUCAACGCCAGACUUAUAGAGAUAGCUACUGGAUUGGAUUAUCAUACAAUGCAACGGAAAGUAAGUGGAAAUGGAUUGACAGCGGCAUGUCUUCUGGAAUGUAAGUCUCUGGAAUGCAUCCAAACUCUCAUAUUGGUGUUGGAGUUGGAAUUGUAUCUAAAAGGAAUCUUCUCUUAUUUUGCACAGCUUCACUCAUUUUCAAGCAGACGUCACUGGUAAGAAUAAGUAGAAUGACUAAGAAAGUGUUUUAGGAAGUAUGGGUAAAAAGGAAGACAUGCAUCAUACGGAGUUAUUAAUAAUAAUAAAAUUAUGAUUCUAAACGCAUGCUUAGAAGGAUGUGUUAUGAGGUACACAAAAUCAUAAAGUGAAGUGAUCUGAAGAGAUUGGACCAUCCUGACUUAGCCAAAGUGAUCCCUCCCAUAACCUCCAAUGAGUAUUUUGAAUAUUCCAAAAACUCAUUGGAAACUCCUUUACAUUAUUAGCUUCUAUUAUCUAUAAAUAUAAAUACAUGUGAGAAUACACACACACAUAUAACUUCACUAUAGUUCUUCUAUUUUGAAGUGCAGUAUUUUUUAAACUCUUGAGUUUAUGUUUAAUUAUAGUCUGCUGUUAAACUGUUCAAUGAC